CAGGCACCGGGCACACUCUGCUGUUCCGCACGCACCGAGCCGACGCAGUGUCUGCAGCACCAUGAGCGGUGCUCACUGCCACCUUGGAUUCCUGCUCCUGGUCGAAGCAGUACUAUGUGCUGCCACCAUGCGGUUUCAAGAUGUUGUGAGCCAUGGAAGAGCUUCUCCUGUCACAUCCCACAAGAACAUACAAGGCUGGUCUAGCGAUCAAAAUAAAUGGAAUGAAAAGCUUUAUCCUUUCUGGGAAGAAGGAGAUCCCAGAUGGAAGGACUGCUGGAAAGGUGGAAGGGUAACAGCCAAGCUGGACACUGAUAGCCCAGCACUGGUGGGAUCCAAUGUGACCUUUGUUGUGACUCUCCAGUUUCCCAAGUGCCAGAAAGAAGACAAUGAUGGCAACAUAAUAUAUAAGAGAAACUGUACCCAGGAUCUUUCAGCUCCCCAGAAUCAGCAACUCUAUGUCUACAACUGGACUGAAUGGAUCGACAACUGUAGGUGGGAAAACUGCACAGGCAACCACAGCCAUAAUGUGUUUCCAGAUGGGAGACCUUUCCCUCGUUACCCUGGCUGGAGGAGAAGGAACUUUGUCUAUGUGUUUCACACGCUUGGCCAGUACCACCAAACAACUGGACGAUCUUCAGCAACACUUUCAGUCAACACAGCAAACAUCACUCUUGGCCAACACGGGAUGGCAGUGUCCGUUUACAGGAGAGGGCACGCGGCGUACGUCCCCAUUGCGAGAGCCAGCGCCACUUACCUUGUGACUGACAAAAUUCCAAUAUCUGUGAGUAUGUCCCAAAAACAUGACCGCAACAUCUCGGACUCCAUUUUUAUCAAAGACUCACCAAUCACGUUUGAUGUGAAGAUUCAUGACCCCAGCUUCUAUCUUAAAAAUUCUGCCAUCUCCUACAAGUGGAACUUCGGAGAUGGAAGUGGCUUAUUUGUAGCCAGAAGUUCCAGUACAUCUCACACCUACACUCUGCAAGGAAACUUCACUCUGAAUUUAACUGUCCAGGCCAUAAUACCUGUACCUUGCAAGCCAGUAACACCCACUGCACCACCACCCACCUCAGCAGGUAAGAGUUUAUUGAGCAGCACAGCAGCAACUGGAGCAACAACUAAUUCAGACUCUACCAUCAUUGACUCAGUGGAAGAUAAUCCUGAUGAAGGUUGCCAUAUUUAUAGAUAUGGAUACUACAGAAGUGAUAUCUCUGUUGUAGAGGGAAUCCUUGAGGUAAAUAUUAUUCAGAUGACAAACAUCCAGAUUACAGAAAGUCAAGCUGAAAACUCACUGGUUGACUUUGUCGUUACCUGCCAAGGGAGUCUCCCCACAGAUGUUUGCACAGUAGUUUCUGACCCCACAUGCCAGGUAUCCAAGAGUGUGGUAUGCGACCCCAUCGUUAUCACUGAUGAAUGCUUGCUCACCAUCAGGAGAGCUUUUGAGAAACCUGGAACAUACUGUAUAAACAUCACCUUGGGGGAUGACACGAGCCAAGCCCUUGCCAGUGCACUGAUUUCUGUAAAUAGAGCAUCACCAGCAGGAACAACAGAAGGUGUCUUUGUUUUCCUUGGUUUGUUGGCAGUGUUUGCCACCAUUGGAGCUUUCGUCCUUUACAAGAGAUACAAGCAAUACAAGCCUAUUGAGAGAAGUGCAGGACAAGCAGAGAACCAGGAGGGACUAACUGCUUACUUCAGCAGUUUCAAAGCAAUUUUCUUCCCGAGUAGCACUGAGAGAAAUCCUCUGCUGAAAAGCAAACCCGGCAUUGUUUAAACCUUUAGUCUAACACUGGCUAUUAGAUUACAUACAUGACAUAUAUCUGAACUGUAUUAUGAUAGGGUUUUCUUGUUAAAAAACAGGGGG
Molecule: messenger RNA, 1858 nt
Organism: Dryobates pubescens (Downy woodpecker)
Lineage: Eukaryota; Metazoa; Chordata; Aves; Piciformes; Picidae
Gene: GPNMB
Product: glycoprotein nmb
Exons: 11
Coding region: 62-1768 (568 amino acids)
Biological process (GO): cell adhesion
Molecular function (GO): integrin binding
Source: RefSeq, a predicted model, not a curated record